AUGGCCGGAUUUAUGGAUCUUUUCCCGCACCUGGCAUCAAGGGACUUUGAAAAGGCGGGGAUUUGCUGUACAACGGACAUUCCGACCGGCGAUUUCAUCUUUGAUUCCCCCUUGGAGCACAAGCCCUUGUUUAUUGCUACUGGAGGAAGCGUGCAUGCGUUCAAGUUCCUGCCUGCCUUCCGAGAAUACAUUGUGGGAAGCUUCCAACUCAGGCUUUCGCGGGAGUUGCUUGACAAAUGGAAGUUCCCUACGCAGUCCCGUGGGCGUUUCCAGGAGAUAUUCAGGGGAGAUGGACGUCGUGGAGGACCAGAGCGAAGGGAGUUGACUGCUCAAGAGCUCGGCACAUUUGACCCGGCAUUGAAAUAUUGA
Penicillium roqueforti is the source of this 369-nucleotide messenger RNA. Its product is annotated as FAD-dependent oxidoreductase. The coding region runs from base 1 to 369 and encodes 122 amino acids. The transcript is spliced from 2 exons. NCBI's taxonomy places the organism in Eukaryota, Fungi, Ascomycota, Eurotiomycetes, Eurotiales, Aspergillaceae. The record is from RefSeq and is a predicted model, not a curated record.